AUGAUUACUUCACGAAUAUUGCUGCUCUGCCUGUCGGCAGUCAGCGUCCUCGCUUCGCCCCUAGUCCUUGAGACUAGAGACCCGGCCGUCGACAACAUCGUCUACGUGACCGAUGCUACUUCACACUGCAUGAUAAUGCCAAGGGACCCCCAUACCAAUAUUGGUGACUCUGAGCAUCCCGGAGGCAUGAAGACAUACUGCUCGCCAGCAGGGCGAUACUCCUCGAAACAGGGGCAGCUGCCUCCAGAUUUCUGGAGCAACGUUGCUUUCAAGACGGGCUACAACGCCAAAGGCAAACGAUACGCCCAAUUGACCGGAUGCAUUCGUCCAGAAAAGCUAUCGCGCUUGAACCCCAGCGACGGCGGAGGACAAUACGAUUCCUCUGGUGGAGCUGGGGGUCUUGGGAACCCGCAAGGUUCAGUCUGCUUAGGAUACAAGCACUACGUCGAGCUCGUCGAACCGGCAGACAAGCGUGCUUGCAUCAAGUGCUGCGACGAUCCGGCUGAUUGCCCUCUUAAUAAAGAUACUCAAGGGUGUCCAGCCGUAAUCAAGGGCAACUAUUUCAACUGCGGUUAA
This is a messenger RNA of Pleurotus ostreatus (oyster mushroom), 576 nucleotides long. RefSeq lists its product as uncharacterized. The coding region runs from base 1 to 576 and encodes 191 amino acids. The transcript is spliced from 4 exons. NCBI's taxonomy places the organism in Eukaryota, Fungi, Basidiomycota, Agaricomycetes, Agaricales, Pleurotaceae. The record is from RefSeq and is a predicted model, not a curated record.